CAAAACAAAAGAUAUCGAAUUUGAAAUUACCAGACCUGAUUAAACAAGAACAUUUUGCGAUAGAUUAUUCUUCUUGUACUAGCAUAUCGGCGAUAGUAAUGACAGACAAAUCAACGAAGGAUCUCGUGGAUGACGAUGUCACGUCAGAAUUCUCAUAUGUUAAGUCUGAUGCAUUAAACUUUCCUGAUAAGAAUGCUAUUGAACAACAACUGAGAUUAUUAAGAGGCACUGAGCCAUUGACAUUAAGUUCUAUUAGAUCUAAUGAUCCAAUUGUCAAACCACAUUUGGAACCACUCUCUAGUCUGACUAGUCCUCCAGAACCACCGCUUCAUUCUCCUCAAUUCUCUAUUUUUGCUCCACCUAAAGGAUCAGCAUUAUCUGAUGGUAAUUAUCGAGAAUCGUAUAUGUCACAAAUUUCUCAGUACUCAGGAGUACCCAGUGAUCAUGCCAUUCCUGUGACAAUUAAGAGGCACGAUAGUUCAAAGGAUAGGGAAAAGAGUAAGUUAGUAUAUAUCAGCCCAGAAGAAGAGCUAAAACAGAAACAGCAACAGAAACAAGAACAGGAACAAAAGCAGCUAGUAGAACAGGAAGAACAAGAACAUGAAACUGCCACAGCUAGUGAAAUAUCUGAAAUUGACUCGGAAAAUAUCAAACUCGGUAAGCUUCCCACCAUUAGAGGUGACAAAUCCUCCUCUUCAGCUUCUGAAUUACUUACUCCUACCAGAGACACAUCCAAAUUAACUCCUGAUGCUAGUUAUAACACUACCAUUGAAGGUUCUGUACCUCCUAGAUCACCCAGAAGGCCCAAAUCAGAAAUCUUAAGUUCCAUCCAUCAACAAGAAUUAGCCAAAGAAAUUGCUAAUUUCAAUAAGAAUAAGCUCCCCGCUCAUCAAAAGAGUAAUUCUGCUCAUAUCACUGACGAUUUAGAUGAACUUAUGAAGAACAUUAGACGUCAAUCAACUACGUUAUCAGACCCUUCGGGCGAUACUGAACCUGAACCAAUUGAUGUGGAUGAUGUGGGUUCUAUGGUAUCGUCUACUUCCAAUAUUUUGAAUAAUGAAUCCACCAUAAAAGGUACAUCAUCUGCAGAAGGAGUAGUACCUACAGAUUUACCUAAAGUUCGGUCAUUACCUCCACGUCCAUCCAUGGAAAAUAUCCUGAGAGCUAGAGAAGUUUCAGAAACUGUUAGAAAUCAACAACCAUCGAAUGAAAAUGAUGAUGACUUCUAUGAUAUUGGGCCUGUAGAAGUUGUUCAUCGACCAUCACGAGUUAAAUCGGUUAAGGAUUCUACUAAUACACAUCAUCAUGCUAAGAAAUCCAAAUCAGCCAAGAAGAAAAAGAAUUCUACUACAUCAUCUGAUUUAAAACCUUUUAGUUAUCAUACAUUAAUUAAUUUACUUGAAAGUAUGAAUGGUACAAUUAUAGGAGAAGAAUUUAGUCAAUUGAAUUUACCUAUUAAAGAGAAACAAUUAAUUGAAAAGAUUAUAGAUUCAUUAUCUAGAUUAACUCUGGAUAUGGUUAUUGAUAAAAGUCGGUAUGAUAUUGGGAUUCAAAGAUUAGAGAAAGCCUUACGAGUAUUAGAAGGAUUUUUAUAAUUUUUAUAAUUUAGUUGA
Messenger RNA from Scheffersomyces amazonensis, 1613 nucleotides. RefSeq lists its product as uncharacterized. The record is from RefSeq and is a predicted model, not a curated record. Lineage: Eukaryota; Fungi; Ascomycota; Pichiomycetes; Serinales; Debaryomycetaceae. The transcript has a single exon. The coding region runs from base 99 to 1595 and encodes 498 amino acids.